Molecule: messenger RNA, 345 nt
Organism: Cetraspora pellucida
Lineage: Eukaryota; Fungi; Glomeromycota; Glomeromycetes; Diversisporales; Gigasporaceae
Source: the annotation of a GenBank genome assembly
AUGAGCAAUAAAAAAACUGCCAUCACCAAGACUAAUGACAUUACCACCAAUGACACCAUCACUAAUGAUAAUAAUGCCAUCACGAGUAAUAACAUUACUACUUCUAUGACUAAUAACAAUAACCCCUCUGAGACCUAUUAUGUCUCCUCAACACCACCCAAUCCAAAACCUAGCCAAAGGACAUCUAAUUCCAAUCAUCAACAUAGAAAUAAUUUGACCUAUGACCCCAAAGAAGAUGAUGACUAUAACGUUAAUGAAGGCAGACCUUUGGAUAAUUUUUCUGAAGAAUAUUCAGAAUGGUGUAAGGAAAAUGAUUCCAAUGAGUAUAAGAAUCCUGGACAAUGA